Molecule: messenger RNA, 3186 nt
Organism: Peronospora farinosa
Lineage: Eukaryota; Oomycota; Peronosporomycetes; Peronosporales; Peronosporaceae
Source: the annotation of a GenBank genome assembly
AUGCGGCGCACUACAGUCGGCGUAGGGGCAAAAGACAUCUCAUUAUUGCCGAAUGCACGAGCGCUUUCAGGUGGCAGCAGUCGCGGUCGCAACGGCGGUCUUUUCUCCUCUUCGUCGUCUUCUUCAGGAGAUUCCGACGUCUCAGAUGAAGAAAAUGAUACGAAUCAGAGCGUAAGUUCAGUGCCAUUUCUAUCGGGGGCUACAGAUCGCAGCCAUUCGAGUAGUACGCACUCAAAUUCGCUCCCAGUGGCAGAUGUCAGACGUCGCACCAUGUUCUCGACCGCUUCGACGGCGCUAUGCUCUUCUGCUACUAUGGAGGAUAAUGCAGGACAUUUGGUGGAAAGAAAGGGUCUUUUUGAGAAAGAUGAUGACGUAGGGGACACACUGGAGACGCUUCACAAACGAGUGAAGCUUCGUCAGAGCAAGAAACAGUCGGAAAUGAAGGCGAUGCAAGCGCAACUAGAGACGGCAGAUCAGCGUGCAGAAGAGCUGGAGAGACGGCUCAGUCAGGCCAAUAAGGACAAGGAAGAGUUUUCUAUUCGCACGAAAGAGUGUCAGCGUAUUAUUGAAAAACGCAACAAGCAGCUAAUGAAGGCAAGCGAGAGGAUGGCACGACAUGCGGAUCAGUAUGAAUUUCAGAUGGCUCAGCUACAAGCGCGAUUAACAAAUGUGACUGCGCAGUGUGAUCACUUACGUGCUGAGGCUGCCACGGUGAAGGAAAAUGUCACGAAAGAGUGGGAGCUGAAGGAGAAAGAGCUGCGAAAUGAGAUGGAGACGCGAAACACUAAGCAUGAGAAACUCAUACAUGCAGCGGAGGCAAGUUUAUGUGAACAGCAAGCUGAAAAUGCGGUACUUGCAAAGAAACUGCGUGAAGUGAAGCAACAGCUUACGACUACAGGCGACCGAAAGCCAAGUGCCGUUCAGGUGAUGGUAAGUGAGGAGUAUCAGAGCCUAGUGAAGCGAUGCGAGGAUUCAGAGGCGAUAAGUCGUGAACUUAAAUGUCAGCUGGAGAAAGAGCAUCAGAAGAACAAGUGUCUUUUCAAGCAGUUAACUGCUCUUCAAGAAACUUUGGGCACCACUACUGCGACGUCUGCCGGAUUUUUCCCAGAUACAUCGUCGUCGGAGCCGAAAGACGAUUCCGGUAACUUGAAGGACAGAGUUACGACUGUGGUUGCUGAGGCAGAGCUUGCGAGCUUUGACUUUACGGCAGGCAAAAGGUCGUAUAUGUCUAGCCCUGUGGAAACGGAAGUGGGAGUCGACUCGGUUGUUGACGUUUCACCCACCUGUGAGGCAUCACGCUCAAGUCAGAGUCGUUCACGAGGGCUUUCUGCCUCAAGUUUUACUGAUGAUGCUCUUAAACCAUCCUUAAGAGAGGGAAAACGCCGGGCAGCUUCUGCGCAAACGAUUAAAACAGUUGUAGAGCCACCAGAUAAGCUGGGCGAAGACAAAGCGGGCAACGGUAAGCUAACUGUUACGUCAGUGACUUUCUUUGAGAAACUUUCGUCUAGAUUCAAGCGAUGCUCUUCUCCAGGGAAUGGCCUCAAUAUAUACAAAGCUGAAGAUAAUGGUAUGGAUGGAGCAACGUCAAGUGAAAUUGAAUGUGCGUUGCCAAUCCCUUCUCGCCAAGGAUUUACCCAUAGCAAAGUGUUAAAGGAGCGCCCUCGUAUGUACGUGGCAAAGCCUGCGUCUGAUCAUGAGGACGAGUCAAGUGAUAGUAUUUUCGGUAGUGAGUCAUCUUCGAGUGAUUUAUCAGACGACGACUCCCCACCGCCUCCUCCACCAAUGUACGUGCAUAGAGCUCUUCCCCUGUUUAUCCCUACAGCUCAUAUGGACAUUUCGUCGCAAGUAAGAUCCUCGGAUAUAAGUGCCGACGCCGACUUUAGCAGCUCAAGUGACGACGAUUUCGAAGUACAUGAAGAGCACAAGGCAGCUGAAAAAAUGAUUCAAUUGCCCAAAAUUGCGGAUUUGUUGGAACCGCGGGAGCAAACAGAAAGUCUACGCGCAUUGCAGACGCCGCCUGGAAUAGCAUUGCCAUCGACGUCUUCCUCGUCCGCGUCAGACGACGACCCCGACGAGCCUGACGUUGAGAAAAGUCAACCUCUUCAUGUCGACAUCAAGAAAGCCGAAAGCUUGUCAGAAUCAUCAUCUAUGUCCUCUAGCUCGGGUGAUGAUAUUGACCAAGUGGUUCAUACAUCUAAAACAAAAGUUCACCAAACGGCUCGGAAAGAGAGUCUCACUGGCCAGGAUUACCACGGGAAGCGUGCAUCAGGCUCACCAACUUUGUCAAAGUGUCGAGAGAAGAAUCGUAGCUUGAGUGGAGGUGACAAUUUACACAAGACGAGUAAAAGUCGCAUGAACGAGUACAUGGAGGUCCGUGCUAAGAAGCGCAACGAAAAGAUUAAGCGCACACAGCAAAAGGAACAAGAAGAUACGAUAAAGAAGGAAGAGUACGAAAAAGAAUGGGAGAAGAUGGCACAGGAGGAACGCGAGCGAAAGCGUAAACAACAGCAAGCACGACGCAACGGAAGGCGACGACCGACAAGCACGAAAACGGUUCGGGUUUCGCAGAUGCGGCAACAGAUAAAUAACAAGCUGCAGCAAAUGGACCACAAGGAGACCCCAGUGCCCCCACCACUUCAUCCAAGUGACCUACCACGGCCACACCAUGACGAUGGCGUUGAUGUUGAUGGUCGUCGCUCUCGGCGAAAAAGUGAGAGCAAGACAUCAGAAAGUGAAGUAGAGGAAGAGCGACCACUGCCAUCUAUUGACUCGCCACCGCUACCUCCCGAGCCUACAAUGGCUGACACCGAGCUGUAUCUUCGCCAGCAAGCACGGUUGCGGGAGCGCCACGAAUUGCAAAUGAAGAAAAAGGUCGAGGCUGAUGAGGCAGAUGCUGUUCGGGGAGAUAUUCAUCGGCGAGUAGAGAUGUGGGCGUUUGGCAAGAAAUUUCUGCACAUGAUCCUUACUUUGGACCAAAUAUCGUCGAACGAUGCGCUCAAGAAGUGUCAAUUGAUGGUGGCGCAAUCCCCCGAUGACGAUACUGUGCGAAAGGCCUAUCGAAACAUCCUAAGGGUCGUCCAUCCUGACAAAUUGCGUGGUGCCACAAUUCCUGAGCAACUGGUGGCCAAAGAGCUCUUUACUGCGCUUAACCAAGCCUUUGAAAAGUCUAAAAACCAAGUUGCAUGA